This is a messenger RNA of Toxotes jaculatrix (banded archerfish), 2175 nucleotides long. Its product is annotated as lathosterol oxidase-like. Gene Ontology annotation, molecular function: oxidoreductase activity; iron ion binding. Lineage: Eukaryota; Metazoa; Chordata; Actinopteri; Toxotidae. The transcript is spliced from 5 exons. Bases 37 to 945 code for a protein of 302 amino acids. The record is from RefSeq and is a predicted model, not a curated record.
GUUCCGGGAUACGAGCAACCUACGCAAGAUUCAACCAUGGAUCUUGUGCUGAACGUUGCCGACUACUACGUCCUCACCCCUUACGUCUACCCUGCAUCGUGGCCUGAGGACGGGGCCCUGCGGCAGAUUAUCAGCCUGUUGGUACUGACCAACCUCGGUGCUGCAGUCCUGUACCUGGGCCUGGGAGCCGCCAGCUAUUACUUCAUCUUUGACCACAAUCUGAUGAAACACCCACACUUCUUAGAGAAUCAGGUUCAGAGGGAGAUCAAAUAUGCAAUGACCUCUCUUCCCUGGAUCAGCAUUCCCACGGUGGCUUUGUUUUUCGCUGAAGUUAGAGGAUACAGCAGACUGUAUGACAGUGUCAACGAUUCUCCACUGGGUUGGCCUGGGCUCUUCCUGAGCAUGAUCUCCUUCCUGUUUUUCACUGACAUGUGCAUCUACUGGAUUCAUCGCUUCCUGCAUCAUAAGCUUAUUUACAAGCUGUUUCACAAACCACACCACUUAUGGAAGAUCCCCACUCCCUUCGCGAGCCACGCCUUCCAUCCAGUAGACGGCUUCAUGCAGGGGCUCCCGUAUCACAUCUACCCCUUCCUUUUCCCCCUCCACAAGGUGCUCUACCUGGCCCUAUACAUUUUUGUCAACAUCUGGACCAUCUCUAUCCACGACGGCGACUACCGUGUCCCCGGCGCUCUGACAAGUGUCAUCAAUGGCUCAGCUCACCACACUGACCACCACCUCUUCUUUGACUACAAUUACGGCCAAUACUUCACACUGUGGGACCGCCUGGGAGGUUCCUACAGGCACCCGUCGGCUCUGAUGGGGAAGGGUCCCCACGACCUGAUCCGGAAACUUAAAGCAGAGGGAAAGUUGGGAGACGACAAAGUGAAGGCUAAUGGGCAUGUGAACGGACAUGCUCAGAGAGGAGUCACAUGUAAGGAGGAGUAACAGUAGGGGGAAAUUACAAUUAACUGGUGAAAGUGAUCAGCAUUUUUGUAAAGACAACGUGCUGCACCCGUACUCAGCUGGAAAACAUAUUUGGGGAAUAAUUUGAGUGAGUGUACUUGCCAAAUGAGCCUUUGUGAGAUUUUGAAUUCUAGUGGAUAAAGUGCCUCUAAGAUGGCUGCCCCUGAAUUGAUAUUGUUAGAGGCAAGCUUUGGGACGCGACAUUCUCUGACCUACCAGUCACACCAACAGGCCACAAGGACAGAUCUGACACCCAGAGUCGGCGUAAUUAUCUUGCAAUUCUUGUAAUCAAAGAGAGCGAUAAAGUGGCUUUGUAUAUACACCACAGAGGAGUUUAGUGCACACAACAGAGCUGACAGACUUGAGGAGCAUCGAAAGUCUGGAGCUACAGGAGCUGCUACGCAGUCAGUGACAAGACAGUAACUGUGAACUGGAGUUUGACUUCACGAUUAAGGAUCGACUUUGACAAGAAAUUUGAUUUAAUAAGUUGUAACUUAAGCUGUGUCGCUCACAUUAAAGCAGAAACAAAGACUGGCCUAACUCAGUAGACCAAACUUUGUGCAAGCAUCUUCCAACAACACUAACUUAGUAUGAUGAGUUUCUUGGUUCUUUGGUUUCAGCUGUUAGAGUUGUUCAUACAGACUGAUACUGAGUAAAAGAACGAGAUCAUAAUUAUAGAUGAUCUUGAUUUUAUAUUUUAAAUUCUUAUCUGUAUAUUGUCAGUGACAGCUCAGAUGCUCAGUUGUACACUGGGUGAAUUUGGAUGCAAACAAUGUAAGAUCACAUUUUUCGGUUUCAUAUUAAUUACGUUCUGUCUGUUGAUGUGAUUGCAUCAUCAUUAUUAUGAGAAUAAAGCACCUUUCCCCCUUUAUUGCUGAUACAAAGUAGAAAUGUUUUGGGUUUUUUUAGUUAUAAACAAAAAUAUAAUAAAUAAAGACAAAAAUGUAAUGGAUUCCAAAAGUUUUAUUUUGUGGUUUGGAAAUAAUAGUUUGACCAAAAAACUGACCAAAUCAAUUUAUCAGCUUUUUCAGUUUUCAGCCACAUCUCAUGGUCUUCAUUAGCAUAUGGAGUUUGAUCAGAUGUCACGAUUUCACAUCUGUGUUGGCUUAAAGUGGCACAGAUCCGUCUCUGUGACAACUGAGCAAGCUCCGUGUGCUAAUGAAGCCUUUAAGAACAUGGCUGAGAGCUCUGGACAGUGUUAGAUAGUGAACC